Molecule: messenger RNA, 3111 nt
Organism: Blumeria graminis f. sp. triticale
Lineage: Eukaryota; Fungi; Ascomycota; Leotiomycetes; Helotiales; Erysiphaceae
Source: the annotation of a GenBank genome assembly
AUGUCUUCCUCACCUAAUGGACAACCUACACCAUCCCAAGGCACUCAUGGCCAGCUCGGAAAUACAGCAGCGCGAAGAACACUUCAACGAAAUUCUUCGCGAAUGCCUCCCUCCAGUCCUGGUGAUGCAGCGGCGGCACAACUUCAGACUGAAGCUGCGUCAUCGCAACGCUAUGUUGAUCGCGAUGCGAAUGCUAUUAGGAGCAGCUCUCCAGUUCCAUAUCCCUCGUCACCCACUCCAGCUCAUGGAAGGAAUAUGGAACGUGAUAUUAGCUCUCCUUUGCGCCAGAUGACUACUAGCCAAAUCCAAUAUGAUGACAACUUAACUCCUCGUGCGAGUAGCAGCAGGUUUGCUCGAGACUCGUCACCCAUUCGUUAUGCUCCAUCGUCUAGCCCUGGACUCAAUUCGUAUCGUCGAUCAGUACCCCCAGAUAUUAGAAGUGAUAGCAGUGGUCUUUUUAUCCGAUCAUCCAGAGGAGAAAAUGCCGGGCUAAUGUCUUCACUCAACAUUCGGAGAAGGGGGGAUAUCAAUUCUGAUAAUAUCAAUACGCCUCGUGCGAGAAGAAGAAUUUUUAUGGAUGAGAGUGGGAAUGUAACAAGAGAUAUACCCACCGAGGGAUCAGAGGCACCCACCUUCUCUAAUUUAGACCCCACUACAUCAGAUGCGGCUGCCAUGGGAGGCGAGUCUCAACUUUGUAUAUGGGGAACUAAUGUAUCUAUCAAUGAUACUCUCUCAACUUUCAAAACUUUUUUGCGGGGGUUCACCAAAAAAUAUCGGAUGUGGGCGGAUGGGAUGAGCGAAGAGGAAACUUCUCAAGAAUCUGAUGCUGAAACUAAAGAAUAUAUUGAAACAAUGAAGAAUAUGCUGACAUUGGGCGUCACAUCUCUUAACUUAGACUUUCGAAAUCUAAAAGCAUAUCCUAAAACUCAAAAAUUAUGGCAGCAAGCUCAAGAUUACCCACAAGAUGUUGUCACUUUAAUGGAUCAGGGAAUAAAAGACGUCAUGUACGAACUCGCUGAGGAGGAGACAUUAAGGAAGCGACAGUUGCAGAACAAAGCUUUAAUCUCACAACGCAACCUAAAAGCAAGCUCAGAACCGCUUAUGCUUAGUUCCGAACGGGAUGAACUUGACACUCAAGAGCGUAGCCAGGGAGUCUCUGAAGAACUAGACCUCUGCCAAGAAGUACAGAAAAGAUCAUAUAGGGUUAGACCAUUUGGACUCGAGAAAACUAUUAAUAUGCGUGACCUAAACCCCUCUGAUGUUGAUAAAAUUAUCGCCAUUAAGGGUCUCGUCAUCAGAACCACGCCCAUAAUACCAGACAUGAAAGACGCAUUUUUCCGCUGUCAAGUUUGUAAUCAUACUGUAAAAGUAGAUAUUGACCGUGGUCGUAUAGCAGAACCUACUAAAUGCCCUCGACCCAUCUGUGAUUCUCCGAACUCCAUGCAGAUUGUUCACAACCGCUCAGAAUUCAUGGACAAGCAGGUAAUUAAGUUUCAGGAAACACCGGACUCUGUCCCAGCUGGGCAAACACCUCACUCGAUUACUAUGUGUGCAUAUGAUGAACUAGUAGAUUUUUGUAAAGCGGGCGAUCGUGUCGAAAUUACUGGAAUCUUUAAAGCUAGUCCUGUUCGUGUAAAUCCGCGACAACGAACGUUAAAAAAUGUCUACAAAACAUACAUUGACGUUCUUCAUAUCCAAAAAGUUGACAAGAAACGUAUGGGAAUUGAUGUUUCUACAGUUGAGCAAGAUCUCUCGGAACAAACAGCCACAAAUAUUGAAGAGGCACGGCGAGUUAGCGAUGAAGAAAAAGAAAAAAUUCUUCAAACUGCAUUGCGUCCAGAUAUAUAUGAACUUCUAUCUCGCUCGCUUGCGCCUAGUAUUUUUGAGAUGGACGAUGUCAAGAAAGGUAUUUUACUGCAGCUAUUUGGCGGUACUAACAAGACUUUUGAGAAAGGAGGAAGUCCCAAGUAUCGAGGAGAUAUUAACAUUCUACUAUGUGGGGACCCAUCUACGUCCAAGUCACAACUAUUGCAGUAUGUCCACAAGAUUGCUCCACGCGGUUUGUAUACAAGUGGAAAGGGAUCUUCUGCCGUUGGCUUGACCGCCUAUGUCACCCGAGACCCAGAAACUCGGCAACUUGUUCUGGAAUCAGGAGCUCUCGUCCUCUCAGACGGAGGUGUUUGCUGCAUUGACGAAUUUGAUAAAAUGUCAGAUGCUACCAGAUCAGUUCUGCAUGAAGUCAUGGAGCAACAGACAGUUUCUAUAGCCAAAGCUGGAAUAAUUACUACGCUCAAUGCGCGAACGAGUAUCCUCGCGUCAGCCAAUCCCAUUGGUAGCAAAUACAAUCCUAAUCUUCCUGUACCACAAAAUAUUGAUCUGCCUCCAACUCUUCUAUCUCGCUUCGAUCUUGUAUAUCUUAUUCUAGAUAGAGUUGAUGAAACAAAUGACCGACGACUUGCGCGCCACUUACUGAGUAUGUAUCUGGACGACAAGCCUCAGAGUGCAUCUGGUGGCAUGGAAAUAUUGCCUGUCGAAUUUUUGACUUCGUACAUAUCAUAUGCGCGCCACACUUGUCAACCCCGUAUCAGCGCAGAAGCUGCCGAAGAACUUGUCACAGCUUAUGUUGAGAUGCGUAAGCUUGGCGAGGACAUCCGGGCAGCAGAGCGACGGAUCACUGCAACUACGCGCCAGCUCGAAUCUAUGAUUCGACUUGCCGAAGCUCAUGCAAAGAUGCGACUCUCAGACACAGUAGGACGCGAUGACGUAAGCGAGGCAGUGCGCCUUAUCAAAUCUGCCCUAAAACAAGCGGCAACAGAUGCGCGGACUGGGCUGAUUGAUAUGAGCUUACUGACCGAAGGUACGAGCGCGAGUGAGCGUCGACGUAAGGCAGAUCUGAAGAGAGCUACUUUGGCUCUGCUCGAUGAAAUGACCGGCCAGGGUCAGUCGGCCCGAUAUAUCGAGGUUAUAAAACGGCUUGGCGAGCAGAGCAGCAUGCCCAUCGAAAGUUCCGAGUUCGCCGAAGUUGUUCGCCUUCUUGAGCAAGAAGGUCUCAUCAUGGUUGUGGGCGAAGGCGUACGUAAAGCCAUUCGCCGCCUUACAGGUGCUGCUUAA